This is a messenger RNA of Bradysia coprophila, 2083 nucleotides long. It is a transcript of the gene KLHL18, whose product is annotated as Kelch like family member 18. Gene Ontology annotation, molecular function: protein binding. Lineage: Eukaryota; Metazoa; Arthropoda; Insecta; Diptera; Sciaridae. The record is from RefSeq and is a predicted model, not a curated record.
CGAAGAGAAUUUCGUUGAGUGAUUAGUUACAGAGAAAAACAAAAACAAAAUAAAAUUUAAGUGACAAUAAGACGUUCAAUUGCCAAAGAAACAAAAAUGGAAUUGAAAGAUUCCAGUGGCAGUGACGAUGAUAAAUAUGUGAUUUUCAAACAAGAUGAUUUGUUUGCUGAAAGUUUCCCACUGAUGAAGGAGAUUCGAAGACAGGGCAAGCUUUGUGAUGUAACGCUAAAGGUGGAAGAUCAAAGUUUUUCGGCCCAUCGCAUUGUGUUGGCCAGUACAAUUCCCUACUUUUAUGCAAUGUUUACCCAUAACCUUGUCGAAUCCCGAAUAAAAGAAAUUGAAAUGAAGGAAAUCGAACCACAAGCUCUCGAAAGUCUAAUUAACUUUGCGUACGGCGGUGUUGUAAGGAUUGACAAUCAAAACGUUCAAGGUCUAAUGGUCGGAGCGUCGUUUCUUCAAUUAAACAAAGUGCGGGAUGCGUGUGCUGAUUUUCUGAUUUCAAGGUUUCACUCUCACAACGUUCUGGGAAUCCGACAAUUUGCCGAUUCGUUAGGAUGUCCACAUCUGGUUAGUGCCGCUGAAAAGUACAUUCAUCAGUAUUUCUCGAAAGUAGCCCAAUCAGACGAAUUCACCGCUUUGGCGUUCGAUGAACUCAUUGACAUCGUACGACGUGACGAACUGAAUGUACCGACAGAAGAAAGUAUUUUCGAAGCCUGCAUGAAAUGGAUCAAAUUCGACGAGACGCGGUCUUCGAUGCUGCCGCAGGUUUUGGCCAAAGUGCGUUUACCGCUACUCACUCCACAAUUUUUAGCCGAUCGUGUUGCAACCGAGGACUUAAUACGGACUUCGCACCAAUGCCGCGAUUUAUUAGAUGAAGCUAAGGACUUCCAUUUGAUGCCUGAGAGACGAGGAUUGGUUCAAAGCUACCGCACAAAACCGCGAUGUGGUGAUUAUGUAGUGGGUCAAAUCUAUGCUGUCGGUGGAUUAACAAAAAACGGGGAAUCCGUUAGUACGGUAGAAAUUUACGAUCCAGUCACCAAAGAAUGGCGAAUGGGUGAAGCCAUGUCGAUGUUGCGAUCGCGAGUGGGGGUAGCAACUUUAAACGGUAAAUUGUAUGCUUUCGGCGGAUUCAAUGGCAGCGAAAGAUUAUCUACAGUGGAAGUAUAUGAUCCCAAAGCAAAGGCUUGGUAUCAAGGCAAAGCAAUGCUGUGCAAACGUAGUGCUGUUGGUGUUGCGUCACUGGACGAUUACGUUUAUGUUUGUGGUGGAUACGACGGAGUAACUAGUCUCUCUACAGUAGAAUGUUAUUGUCCGAAAACCGACAAUUGGGUGACGGUCAAACCGAUGAUGAAAUAUCGAUCAGCUGGUGGAGUGUCAGCGCUUGGUGGCUUUGUGUACGCGUUGGGAGGACACGAUGGUUUAUCAAUAUUCGAUUCCGUUGAACGCUACGAUCCCGUAACGGAUACCUGGACAAAAGUGGUUCCUAUGCUGAAUCGCCGGUGUCGACUUGGUGUAGCCACGUUGAAUGGAAAAUUAUACGCAUGCGGAGGGUACGAUGGCAAUCAAUUCUUACAAUCCGUUGAAAUGUACGAUCCGAACAAAGAUGCAUGGAAAUUGGUUGCACCGAUGAACGUGAAGAGAAGUCGCGUUGCACUGUCGGCGAACAUGGGCCGAUUAUACGCCAUCGGCGGGUAUGAUGGUGAAUCGAAUCUGUCCACGGUCGAAGUAUAUGAUCCGGAAACGGAUUCGUGGACAUUUAUCGCAUCGAUGUUGUUCCAUGGUGGCGGAGUUGGGGCUGGCGUUAUUCCAAUGACAUGAAUUUAAUGCACAGCGUAGACUGUUAAACGAGAGCCAGUGAAUCGUUGAGCACGAAGCCAGCCAUCAAAUCAACACUGUCGCCGCAAAAUGUAAACUUCUCUCUAGAAACACACUACGCUCUUGUAACAUUAUGAUCUUUUAGGCUAAUUUGCAUUUAUGUACCUUAUAGAUCGCUCUCGAACGAUUAUGUUGUUUGAGCAGAUGAUCUAAGUCAUGUACAGUUUCACUUGAUGUUGCCAAUAAAGUUUAGUUAGUCCGUAAAUCA